This is a messenger RNA of Vanessa tameamea, 1416 nucleotides long. RefSeq names its product zinc finger protein OZF-like. Gene Ontology annotation, cellular component: nucleus. The coding region runs from base 86 to 1381 and encodes 431 amino acids. Gene Ontology annotation, biological process: regulation of transcription by RNA polymerase II. The record is from RefSeq and is a predicted model, not a curated record. Gene Ontology annotation, molecular function: DNA-binding transcription factor activity, RNA polymerase II-specific; RNA polymerase II cis-regulatory region sequence-specific DNA binding; zinc ion binding. The transcript is spliced from 6 exons. Lineage: Eukaryota; Metazoa; Arthropoda; Insecta; Lepidoptera; Nymphalidae.
UAUGUUUACGAAGUGCAUUGACAAGUUCAUCAAAUUAGUUCGAUAUUGAUUGAUAUCUGAAUAUUGUGCGCUUCAGGCGAUCAAAAUGCCUGAUUUCAAUAAAUUAUGUCGUGCGUGUCUUACAACUAUGGACUCUUUCAAAUAUAAGUUUAAUGAUAAUGUAUCAACUGACGAUUAUUUGUUCUGUACUGCAAUAGAGAUAAAUCAAGAUGAAGAAUUCCCAAAAACACUGUGUAAUACAUGUUACGAUUUACUAACAAAAUUCACUGAAUUCAAGAGGACCUGCAUUAAGUCCCAAAGAAUUUUGUUAACGUUUCGGCCUAUAAAAGAAGAAGUAAUUAAUAAAAUAGAGGAAGUUGAACAAAAAACCAAUGAUUGUAAUGAUGAGAUAGAGAACUGGACAUUCGAUGAUGGAUCAUUGGACAAUGGCCCCUUACAAAUACAUUUCACUGAAAAUGAGUGUAGCAAUGAGUUAAUCAUAAAGGUGGAGGAAGAGGAACCAAAAGGAAAAAAUGAAAAUGUUUUUGUUACAACAGCAUUUGCUGAUGCUACCAGAAAUUCAACAGAUAACAACAGAGUUGAAAUUCCAAAGCAAAGAAAUAAAUUGACAUGCAAAUUUUGUAAUAAAGAAUUCUAUCAUCGCAACAUGUUUGAUCUUCAUAUGUCAGUACACACACGUACAUUGACACUAAAAUGUAAUCAGUGCACGAAAACAUUUGUAUCAUGGAGUGGCCUGAAACGGCACCAUACAAACUGGCACUCGCUCUUCAGUCUCAGAAGCGUUACUUGUCGUACAUGCGGAAAAAUUGCGACGAGCCCCGAGACCCUGUUGGCACAUAAGAAAUUACAUAAGAAACGGAAGCUAUUUAUUUGCAAUGUGUGUGGCAAAAGUUACACAACUACCAACAAUCUGCAUGCUCACUUAGAAACCCACAAAGAGAAUAGAGAGCGUCAAUACACCUGCGAACACUGUGGCAAGAAGUUUUACACGAAGAAAUGUAUCCUUUCUCAUUUUUCUCGGUGCCACACUGGACGGAAAUUCAUUUGUCAGAUUUGCAGUUAUCCAUUCACUGACAAGUAUAAUUUAUCGAAACAUUUACAAUCCCACGAAGGAAGGAAAUGUUUUAAAUGUCAAAUAUGCGGUAAGUCCUUUGCGACUCGACAAAUAUCUGUUGAACAUCAGAGGAUACAUUCCGGUGAGCGCCCAUAUUCCUGCACCUAUUGUACUAAGACUUUUAUUUCAAAGAAACGGCUAACUGAACACCUCCGUACUCACACGGGAGAAAAACCACAUAAAUGCUUUGUGUGUGAUCACAGCUUCACACAAAGAGGGACUUUAACACGGCAUAUGAAAAUUCAUACUAAAUCAUUGAUUAAUUGAACUUUUCAAUAAAAAUCAUAAUCAAUUAAUAUUAU